AUGGCAACAUUUCUUCGUCGGCUUGCUGGAGAAUUCUCCAAUAAACCCCCGAUUGUUUUAUUCUCCAUUUUUUUAUUCACCUUGGCCUUUUCGUUACUGCUUCUUGGAUGCGUGAUCGAUCACAGCGAAUUUGCCAAUCCUGAUUUUAAGAACGGCAAACCUCGCUACUUCUUUGUUGAACAUGAAAAUUGCUUUAAAAUGAUCGGUAGUACAAAUGUUAGCACGUUGGAAAUAUUCGUCAAAGCUAUAGUACAAGCGCAAUUCACAAUAAUUAAAGUCUGUUUAUACAGACUACAGAACUGGAAUGAAAUAAUCCACAAAUUAAGCCAUCAGAAGUUGGACCUAACGACGGAUCGAGUCGAUGGACUUAUUGUUCCCAAUAAUGUCGUGAUCAAUAAAACGAACGUCCCCGCUGUUAAUGUUUCUCUCCCUUUAACCUUCACCGUUAGAAAUUGUUGUCGUAGCUUUGGCUUGCGACAUUUCCAGCAUAAAGCCGUCAAAACUAUCUUGCCCAUGUCGAUACUGGAUAAUAGAUUAUUUAGUGAAUUUCCAUCGCUAAAUUUUACUGUAACUCUCUUCCUCGGUGACAUAAAUAAAAAUCUUUCAGGAUUUACCUUUUUUUUAUCUAACAGAUCGUAUUAUGACUCGACAUUUUGUCGUGUAUUUCCAACAAACUACUCCAUAUUUGCGAUACCAGAUUCUUCAUUAGAUUGCAAGCAUAACUGUACGGAAUAUUAUACAUUUAUUGGCAAUAUUAAUCAUCACUACGAUGAGCAUUUGACUGUCUGGAUUUCAAAAGAAGCUCGAAAUGUGAUAUUCAUACGUUUGCAGUAUUGUAGUUACGUUGCCCUGGUUGUAGUAUUAGGUUUCAUCAUCCUCGCUGGAUCCUUUGGUAGGCCAAAAGCCAAAGUUUUGCUAUCAUCUUCUUUUACUGAAGCUAUCGACAGUGAUGAGGAUGGAAUUCAAAGUUAUUAA
Trichoplax adhaerens is the source of this 975-nucleotide messenger RNA. RefSeq lists its product as uncharacterized. Lineage: Eukaryota; Metazoa; Placozoa; Uniplacotomia; Trichoplacea; Trichoplacidae. The transcript is spliced from 7 exons. The record is from RefSeq and is a predicted model, not a curated record. Bases 1 to 975 code for a protein of 324 amino acids.